AUGAGCUACCCACCACCCCAUAACGGCCCAUAUCCUUCGCAGUAUAUGCAGCAACCCCCCAAUCUGCCGCAUCACCAGCAGACCAUCCACCCGCAGCAGCUACUGUACAACAACAAUGUCAACGCGAGCGCUUCGCCAUAUCAAUAUGGGAAGCCGGUGGUCUACCCCCAGGUCAUGAUCCCGGCGUAUCCUGCUUACGCGCAGACUUAUAACCCGCAGCCGCCGCAACAACAGCAACCUCCUCCUCCACCACCUCAACAGCCUCCACCCCAGCAGCAGCCGCAACAGCAAUAUGUCAAUCCGUCGGAUCUGUUCAACCCACCACCACUUGCUUCUACCUCGCCUCCUCAGUUCACCAAUAGUCCGUCUCAAUAUGCCGCACAACCAGCGGCGUCUGUUGCAGGCAACAGCCGCUCCCCAGUCCUCCCUACUUCUACCCCCCCCCAAUCCACGUACUAUGCCGCCCCAGAUCUAAACCAAGCGAAUCAAACCCCCAACAAUUACCCUCAACCUACAUCCACUACGCCCUCAGUUCAAGUGCCGACUCCCGCUGCUGCUGCCCCUGCGGUCGCGGCCGCGGCUGCGUCUCCUGCCCCUGCUCCUGCUGCUAAACCGGUUGCUGCCAUACCCGUCCCCGUUAAGCCAGCCGCGGCCAAACCUGUCGCUCAAACUCCCCCGGCACCAUCCCCUAAGCCUGUACAGGUGUUAAUCCCAGCUCCUACCCCAGAAGUGCAGCAGAAAAUCCAGCGUCCUCCCCCCAAAAAGCAAGCACAGCGACAAACUGGCCAAAAACCUACACAAAAAUCAGCAGGCGCGCCGAUCGACUAUCAAGUGCUGCUGUUGGCCAUGGCUGAUGAGUAUCUGAAUGCUGCCCACAGUCAUGGCACGUUGGUAGCCUUGUUAAGACGGGAGAUGGAGAUGGACGAGUAUUACAAAUUAGUUGCUACAGGUCUUGGUUGCUUGGAAGCUGUUCUCAAGAACUGGCGGCUUCAGCCCCGGGUUGAAGCUCUAGUCCGAUUACGUUAUGCCCGUAUAUUGUUCGAGGAAACAGACAACGACCUUGAAGCGGAGACAGCAUUAAGCAAAGGUAUUGACCUUUGCGAAAGGAAUCGGAUGCUUGAUCUGAAGUAUAGCAUGCAGCAUCUGUUGGCGCGAAUGCUGUACAAGACGAAUCCAAAAGCCUCGCUGAAAGCUGUUGAUGGGAUGAUUCAAGAUGUCGAAGCGUAUCGCCACUCCGCCUGGGAAUACGCUUUUCGUUUUCUUCGAGUGUCUCUUUCACUUUCCUCAUCGGCCCAUCAAGAUUCAGUGUCGGCACUGCAACACCUUCACAAGAUUUCCACCAUGGCCAGCCGCAAUGGCGAUAGGGCUGUCUCAGCCAUGUCUGCGAUAAUCGAAGCUCUAGCGCACCUUCAGCAAGGAUCCGGGUUUGACUCGGUCGAGCAAGCCCAGCGUGCAGUAGCAGUAGCGCGGAGUCACCAACUUAACGACGAGCUCCGACAUAUCCCACAGCUAACGACUCUAGUCCAAAUUGUCGAUAUUUGCUGCAGUUUACUUGAAUACGACAUCAAUCAAUCAUCGCAAAAGCUGAAGAUGCUGCAAGAUUUGAUGGACGAACGCUUAAACGACUCGAAUUGGCGCAGCGAUGGAUCAUUCUCAAUUCCAUUGAAUGGCAAGUCGGCCGGACCGUCUUCCAUUGACACCGGGGACAUCCUCCAGGUCCAGAGUGGCACGCUGCUGUUAAGCUUUAAUUGGCUACCUCAGCACGAUCUCUACGCGCUUUGCUACUUCCUCAGUUCGAUCACACUGAGUUGCAAAAACUCGUAUGAUGGACGUAAGGCAGAGAAGUUCUUGCAGGAGGGCACUCGUAUGUUAAAGGGAAGUUUCAAGGCGCCACAAGAGAUCACAGAAUCGGUGGUUAAUGCGAACAGACGCGUUCAGUGGCGCAGGAUUCUAUACUGCAACCUGCUCGUUCAGCAGGUUUUCCUUGCUUGCGGUCGCACAGAUUGGGAGCUAGCCAGCAAAACAUUGAAGGAACUUCAAGAAGAAGGUCAGGAGCUUGGCGACCAGCUCCCAGAUACCGUUGAGUGCCUAAUGGAGUAUGCUACUGGUGCUAUUGCGCAAGCAACCGGCGACCUCACCGCAGCUCUGAACGCCUUUCAAUCCCCUCUUCUCUCGUUAUCCACGAACUUCAGCAAGACGGCGCGCAAUGAGCCACGCCGCGACAUCGCCAUUCUCGCCGCUCUCAACACCGUCCUCAUCCUCCGCGAUCCCACCCAUCCCUCUCACUCCCACCUACCCGCCGUCUUAUCUACUGUGGAAUCCUUCUGCACUGGCAGUCCCAACAAGUACAUCCAAGCAGCAUACUACCUGGUCUGCGCCACCGUCCAGACUGAGUCCACGAUCCAAACGAAGCAAUACCUACAACAAGCCCUCCAAUCCGCCACGGCAAUCAGCAACAGCCAAAUUACCUGCAUGACCCUAACCUUCAUGAGCUGGAAAUACUUUCGCGGCGUCGUCGGCGAACAAGCCGAGAAGAGUGCCCGAGCGGGCCGCGCCAUGGCUAAGAAAGCCAACGACCGGCUCUGGGUCAGCGUCACCGACGAAAUGCUAGCCGAAACGCUAGAACGUCAAGGAAAGAACGAGGAGGCCAAAGGCGUACGGGAAGAAGGUCAUCGCGUAAUGAUGGGAUUGCCGUCUGCUUUGAAGAGGCCUGUAUGA
Molecule: messenger RNA, 2718 nt
Organism: Aspergillus tubingensis
Lineage: Eukaryota; Fungi; Ascomycota; Eurotiomycetes; Eurotiales; Aspergillaceae
Exons: 6
Coding region: 1-2718 (905 amino acids)
Biological process (GO): mitotic sister chromatid cohesion; maintenance of mitotic sister chromatid cohesion
Cellular component (GO): chromatin; SMC loading complex
Molecular function (GO): double-stranded DNA binding
Source: RefSeq, a predicted model, not a curated record